AGCGAGUAUUGUUUUGGCGUUACAAGGCAACAACCGCCGCGGAAGAACCGCCUAGCUGAUUUCGUCAUUGGCUCCUGGGAUCCCGUUUGACUCCAGUUCCCCGCCUCCCAUUGGUGCCAAAGCACAGCAGUCAGCUACGCUGGACUUCCCUUGCUGCAACUAACAAGAUGAAAAUGCGUGAGAAACUUCCCGGACAGCCCGCAGGCUGUGUGUAGAAGAAAGCUUUCUGAGGGACUGUGGCGUGUGUGGAUGUGUGUGUGAGGGGUUUAGUUCGUGACUCAUUUGUCCGGAAAAGUGCGUGAGUGGCCGGUCAGCAUCAAGUUAAAACUGGUAUUCCGCGAGCUGCAGGUAUCUUGUUUCCGUCGCCCUGGAAUGCUGUGCUGCUGCUGAUGCCAUAUUAGAAAAGCAGCAGGUGCGUCGAGAGGAUUGUUCUCGAUCAAGAAAAAAGCGAUACAUUGGAUGUUGAAUCAGCUGCUCUACGCCCGCGGUAGCGUCAGACCAUGACAGUCCCAGUGCAGUGACAGGGGCUGGCGAACGCUUAUUCCGGUGAGAUAAACUUGAAUCGCUUGGGUAGUCGGCGUUCCUCGUGUGGAACUGUUGAGCACCAGGUGUUUGUUUAGGGUUGCUCUGUGUCUUCCUUAUUACAAAUGUAUGGAUAUUUCUAUGGUAUCGAAAUCGUGGAAAUUUCAUUGCUACUGACGUGUUUUGACGUGCUGCUGGCUUGGUGUCAGCUAGCAAUUGCUCCUGCAUGCGUCUGCUUCACGCGGCUUGACACGCACUGUCUUGCUUGAGAGAGGUCUGUGCUAUAUCUCAACAGCCGCAGCCGACCUUGACGCUCCGCUGACCGCUCGGAGGAGCUGGACGAUGAGGGUGAUAUCUGCGCCGCUUCCUGCGGGCUGCUGACCAAGAGAUGUUAACCGAACUCAGCGCGCGCAUUGCCUUUCCGUCCGUCCCGGCAGCAGGAUCGUGUCCUAAAACCGAAGAGAAACUGUUCGUCCACAAAAGCAAAUAUUUCGCCGACAUCCUUUAAGUGUAACGAGGUGAAAACCACCGACGGUCAUGUCCAAAACACUGAAGAAAAAGAAGCACUGGUCUGCGAGAGUGCAGGAGUGCGCGCUCUCAUGGGGUAGCGCCGGGGAGCUGGCCUCCUUCGUGGAGGUGCGAGGGGGCGCCGAGCGAGGGGAAUUUCCUUAUCUCGGAACUGUGCUGGCGGAUGCGAUGGUUUGCCAUGUCGGCAGAUUCCCGAGCCCUGGAGAUGUGCUGCUGGAGGUCAACGGCACUCCCGUCAGCGGACUGACUAAUCGGGACACCAUUGCUGUGAUCCGCCACUUUCGAGAGCCUGUUCGACUUAAGACUGUGAAACCCGGUAAAGUUUUGAACACUGACCUGCGUCACUACCUGAGUCUGCAGUUCCAAAAAGGCUCGUUGGACCACAAGCUGCAGCAAGUCAUCAGAGACAAUCUGUACCUGCGUACGAUACCAUGUACCACCAGGCAGCCUAGAGAGGGGGAGGUGGCUGGGGUGGACUAUAACUUCAUCAGUGUGGAGGAGUUCCGCAUCCUGGAGGAGAGUGGGCAGCUCCUGGAAAGUGGCACAUAUGAUGGGAACUACUACGGCACUCCUAAGCCGGCGCUGGAGCCUGCUGGGGAGCAAGAGGCUGAGUACGGUGGCCUGUUUGAGGAGGACUUUGGGGAGGGCCAGCGUCGGAGGACGGCGUCGGUCAGCAGGAUAGAGCGCAGCAGCUCUGCCCCUGAGGAGGACGACGACGAUGAGCUGCAACCAGCCGUGCCCAACGGCCUCACAGUGCCGGAGGAUGGCGGCGGGAGCGGCCGGCGACCGGUGCCCAGCUACACACACCCACGCAACGCACUGGAGGUGGAGCCCAGCCUGGAGCCGCUGCCGGGCAACUGGGAAAUGGCCUACACCGAGACGGGCAUGGUCUACUUCAUCGAUCACAACACCAAGACAACGACCUGGCUUGAUCCCCGACAGGCCAAGAAAGCCAAACCUCCCGAGAAGUGUGAGGAUGGAGAGCUGCCAUAUGGAUGGGAACGGAUAGAGGAUCCGCAGUAUGGAGUCUACUAUGUGGAUCACAUCAAUCAGAGGACUCAGUUUGAAAACCCGGUGGUGGAGGCCAAGAAGAAGCUGGCCCAGGAAGUGGCCGCAGCCGGACAACCCAGCCAGAACCCAGCGGAGUGUGUGUGUGGGGGUGGUGGGUUCACGCGGGACCCCGGGGCUCUGCGGGGGACUCUGCUGCGGGCCGGCCUGAGGAAGAGCGCCGGGGGCUUCGGCUUCACCAUCAUCGGCGGCGACCGGCCCGACGAGUUCCUCCAGGUCAAGAACGUCCUCAACGACGGCCCGGCCCAGUACAGCGACAUAGCACCUGGUGAUGUGAUCGUGGAGGUGGACGGCCGCUGCGUCCUGGGCAAGACCCACGCCGAGGUGGUCCAGCUCUUCCAGGCCGUGCCCGUGGGCCAGCAGACUGACCUGCUGCUCUGCCGUGGCUACCCGCUGCCCGACGACUCGGCCUCCAGCCAGGACGGCACGGCCAGCGUCGGCGGAGGGGUCAUCGGCGAGGCCAUCCCCAUCCUCCUGCCCACCGUGGACGGGCAGAUGCUGCCAGCCGACGUGCUGGUGUCCCCGCUGGAUGGCACAGAAAGCACGCUGCUCCAGCCGCAGCUGGUGGAGGUGCCGCUGCAGAAGGGGCCCGGCGGGUUUGGCUUCGCCAUUGCCGACAGCCCGCUGGGCCAGAAGGUCAAGAUGAUCCUGGACGCGCAGAGCUGCCGUGGCCUGCUGAAGGGCGACGUCAUCAAGGAGAUCAACCGCCGCAACGUGCAGACGCUCAGCCACACGCAGGUGGUGGACCUGCUCAAGGAGCUGCCCAUAGGGGGCGCUGCCACGCUGCUGGUGCUCCGCGGAGGUCACACGUCUCCUGUGAAGUCUCUCAAGCCGAGUGCCAUGGCCUCACACCACAAGCAUGAGAAACAGGAGAAGCUAGAGAAGCAGGAUAGGAGCCCCAGUCCAGAGGUCAUGACCCCCACGGAGCCAACACCACCACCCCCACAGUCCCUCCCCUUCCCCCCUAACUUGAUUCGCUCUGCCUCUCCUAAGCUGGACCCCUCCCAGCUCUACCUCAAGUCCAAAGCCAUGCUGGAGAAUAAGCCUCCAAACACAAAGGAACUGGACGUGUUUAUCAAGCGGGACCAGGAGUCAGGCUUUGGCUUCCGGGUCCUAGGAGGAGAGGGACCGGAGCAGCCCGUGUACAUCGGUGCGAUCGUGCCCCUGGGGGCAGCGGAGCGGGACGGCCGUCUACGGGCUGGGGACGAGCUCAUCUGCAUCGAUGGCGCGCCUGUCACCGGCUGCUCGCACAAGCAGGUGUUAGACCUCAUGACCAACGCCGCCCGCAACGGCCAGGUCAUGCUGACCGUGCGCCGCAAACUCACCUACCUGGAUGGGACUGAGGAUGAGGCUGGCCAGGCUCUGUCCAGCGCUGUCCUGCCCCACAUGGCAGCCCAGGCCUACAACGUCACCCUGCAGCGCAAGGACAACGAGGGCUUCGGCUUCGUCAUCCUCACCUCAAAGAGCAAACCUCCACCUGGAGUGAUCCCUCAUAAGAUUGGCCGUAUCAUUGAGGGCAGUCCAACUGACCGCUGUGGUCAGCUGAAGGUGGGAGAUCGUAUCUCAGCUGUCAAUGGCCAGUCCAUCAUGGAGCUCUCGCACAAUGAUAUCGUCCUGCUCAUCAAGGAGGCAGGAACAGUCGUCACCCUGACAGUGGUGCCCGAAGAAGAACACAAUGGUCCAGUAUCGGGUACCAGCUCAGCAAAGGAGAGUCCAGCAGCACAACACAAAGCUAUGGGCCAGCAACCAGCCAGAGACGACAGAAAUGGAGAGGACAUGUCCUUGGUCGGAACCUUGGACAGCUCUGCACAGGGCUGUUUCCCUGUGGAGCUGCGGCGGGGUCCACGGGGCUUUGGCUUCAGCCUGAGAGGGGGUCAGGAGUACAACAUGGGCCUCUACAUACUGCGCCUGGCUGAGGAUGGACCUGCCCUCAGAGAUGGACGUAUACACGUGGGAGAUCAGAUUGUGGAGAUUAAUGGGGAGCCCACUCAGGGCAUCACUCAUACUCGUGCCAUUGAGCUCAUCCAAGCAGGCGGCUCCAGAGUACUGCUACUGCUGCGGCCAGGCCUGGGCCUCGUACCCGACUCCAGUGUGAGAGAGAUCGUGGCCCCCUCAUCCUCUGACCUCCAGCGCAACCCAGCCAGCAGUGACCCCAAUGAGCAUGCCGCCGCCUCUUCCCCCCACGCCACCGCCGACGAUCCCCUGCCGACGCACCCCGACCACCCGGUCAACGCCAACGCCGAGUCCGGCCUCCGCGUCUCCCCCGAGCGAUCCGGGCGAGGUGGGGAGCGCUCGCGCAGCCCCCGCAAGAAAGACCGGACCACGUCCAGCUCCAGUGCCGUCGCCGCGGCACCGGUGCCGGGGGGGACAGGGGACCGGAGGGGUCCGGCCCAGCGCUCCACCAGCCCCCGGAAAAGCUCCUCUCGGCGGGAGCAGGAGGCGCAGAGGCCGGAGGAGGUGGCGAGGGAUAGGAGGCGCAGGGGAGACGAGAAGCCCGACCACAGGCACGACCGAGAGACCGGUGAGGUCCAGCCGACGGACGCCACCAAGGGAACCAGCGAGAGGCGCCGCAGGGACAAGGCAGGCCAGACGCAGACACACAAGGAGCCGGCCGGCCUUGACUCCGAUGGCGGCGGAACGCUCGGCCGAAAGACUCACCGAGACCGGGAGGCCAACAAAGAGAGGGAGAGAGAGGGAGGAAGGGACGGAGAGAGGAGAGAGAGGGAGGGCAAAGGAAGGGAGGGUAGGGAUGGCAAGCCCAGAGCAGGAGCGGAGACCGAGGAGAGCCGGAGAGAGGCCAGGGGCUCCAACAGUAGCCUUGCGACGGAUCCCUCGGGCCGGGAUAGGAAAGCCCCGAUCACCCCUGGGCCCUGGAAGGUACCCAGCUCCUCCAGGAUCCAGUCCCAGGUAGACGGACUCUAAAGCACGACCCUCUAGAGGCUGCCACAGAGGUGGACUUCGAGCAGUGGAGGAUCUGGGGUCACUUAGUCAGUUGGACCUCUAGGCUGUGUCCAGCUGAUCAGGACGUUGCGGUUCGGCCGGGCGUGGGCUUGACACUGCCACCCACAUGAAGGAUUUCUUGUGCCAAACCCACACUCACACCAGAAGGACACUUGUACUGCUCUCCUUAUGACUCUCUCUUUCUGGGAAGGAAAAAACAAAAACACUAACUCUUCUCUCGGGACUCUGGCGAACGGCUCACCCCAGUCCUGACAAAUGAAGGAAGUUGGGCUCUCACUGCGGUGCGGGUCUGUUACUCACAACCAGGACUGUCUUUCCUCGGCUCCCAACCAGAGGUGGCCAAACCCCCAUGACCUACCACAUAUAGACCACUUCUCCGCUUCAGCUCCGGAGACAGUCUCCAGACUCCUCCAGGCUGACGCCAACCUAACUAUCUCUGAAGACCAGACACUUGUGCUCAAGCAUUAUUGUUUACUUAUGUGUGUGUUUAUGAAAGAAAUGUGUAAUUUAUGGAGGUAAUAUAACAAAUGUAAUAUAUCGCUCUAUCUCCCUAUCUCUUUUCUCUCUCUCUCUCUCUCUCUCUCUCUCUCUAUAUAUAUAUAUAUAUAUAUAUAUAUAUAUAAAAAUCUAUAUUCCUGUCCAUAGCCUACUGAGCCAUGACACACAAUGCUUUAAAUGCCCUGGAGCUCCGACCAGAGCCUCUUCCUUCCUUCAGGUUUACUCCGAGUGCUGGCCUCUGGGGCUGCGCACCCAACGUGUUCCACUGGCUUGCAGGUCUGACUGACCAGAGGAGUGUAGCUUUAUUUGUAUGUUGACUACAUUUGUACCACUGGGGGUGGGGAAGGGGGCUUUACGUGUUCUCUGGACGUUGACACAAGGAAUUGACUGUCAAAAUAAAAGUGUGGUUGCAUCAAUCAUGGGGUCGGUGGAAAGGGUUUGUCAUGUUUUGAGAUUAUCAUUUUUUUCUGUUUAAUCCAGUCAGGUGUGUGUGUGUGUGUGUGUGUGUGUGUGUGUGUGUGUGUGUGUGUGUGUGUGCGUCGCGCGCAUGUGCUUCAUGAUUUUUAAUUGUGCAUGUUUAGGUGUAUUGCACAUUUGCUUUUAGUCUUUAGCCAGCAUUAGUUUCGAAUAUAGGAUGCUGUGAAAUUGAUUCGCAAUUUAUUCAGUCACGUGUUAGUCAUGUCUGAAGUUGCCUGUAACCACGUGUCUGGAGUGCGCUUUGGAGGGGCAUGUUGGUGAGGGACGGGCGUUCCUCAUGGGUUAUGCAUGUGAAUGCAGCUUCAGGUUUCUCCUUCAAACAAGCAACACAACACUGAUACAGUGUAUAGCAUAACUGACCUGACAUGACAGGUGUUCAUGAUGUUCAUCAUGCUCUAUGCCAGCUAUCAAAAUUCUACAGUAUUUUCAACAUGUCUGACUAAUAUGCUAGCAUAAUAACCAUUCCCAAGAAGUGUCUCUCCCUUGUUGGAGCAACAAUCACAUCUCUAUAGUACACCCAAGCCCCUAGGCUGCCCUCUGCAGUAAUACUGCAUGUCAAUUUGACAAACGAUGGUUCCUGAGAGGAGAGGCGUGCCUCAAGUUAAGGGGGCAACUUAUAUCACUGGAAUUAGACAUUCCCUCUAGGUUUAUAACAGUACCAAAGGUUGCGCAAUGGUUCCCGCUCAUUAGGGGAGAAACGGACAGAAAUUACACGGGAACCUGAAGCUAUUUUUCUUACAUAGGCUAUCAAGACGAAGGCUACUCGCUGUCUACAUUGUAUAUUCAGUCCGGUGAACUCUUGACUCGAUUAUUCCUGUGACUUUACAGUGCAGCCUGCCUACUCAUCCUGUUGUGUUGCUGCAGUGUAUUUUCAGUGCCGUCUCAUGGUAGGCGUGUGUGUGGGUGUGUGUUUAUACUGUGGCCUUGCAUCGCUUUGACGGAUAAACCUGCCUCUCCGUCUCUACAUGACGCGGUGGUUGUAAAUGUUCAUUGAAGUGUACAGCACCUGUAUGAAUACUGGCCUCCACUCAGUAAAAGACUAUAGGCUAAUGUGUACAUAAGUCGCUCCAUUAUUUUUGUAAAUUAUAAGGAAGAUGAUUUAUCUACUUUAGUGAGAGUGAUAUACUGAUGUGUAAACUAGUGUCCAUGACAUCAUGCUGAUGCUGAAAUAAAGUUUUA
Messenger RNA from Alosa alosa (allis shad), 7233 nucleotides. RefSeq names its product membrane associated guanylate kinase, WW and PDZ domain containing 3a (gene magi3a). The coding region runs from base 1060 to 5040 and encodes 1326 amino acids. The record is from RefSeq and is a predicted model, not a curated record. Gene Ontology annotation, molecular function: protein binding. Gene Ontology annotation, biological process: signal transduction. The transcript has 21 exons. Gene Ontology annotation, cellular component: cytoplasm. Lineage: Eukaryota; Metazoa; Chordata; Actinopteri; Clupeiformes; Clupeidae.